AUGCAUUGUCUUAUCCCUGGUGCCGUAACUGGUAAUGACCAAAUUACAACUAGUUCAACAAAUACUGCGAUCAAUGCAGAUCAUAGUCAUCUUACAAAUGCUAAAGUUAUAAGACAAAUUUCCGAUAUGUGGAAAAAUGGAACUGAAGAAGUUCGAGGUCCUCAAGUAAUACAACAAAUAAAACAAUAUCUGGAAAAAAGUACUGAUUCAGCGGUCUCACAAUUAACAAUGAAUAAGAAUAACGGGUUCAGUAUGCAAUCAUCUUCAUCUAUCAUAUGUCUUCAUAAGUAUGCAAUAAUUGAUAUUCCGAAUCCGAAAAUUCUUUUGUUGACAUCUCAUUUUACAGAUAACCCUAAGGAAUUCGUUAAUUCACCUGAUCAAAUGCAGUUGCGUGAAAACGAGUUCGUCAACAACAAAUACGAAAAAUCAAUUUUACGUUAUGAAGAUUUCAACAACAGCAAUAUCAUCAUCAAAGUAAUACUCACAAUUUUCAAUUCGCAUCUAUUAACUUCUUUCCAUCAUGGCAAACGAUAUACACAUUAUCAGACGGUCGUUAGUUCUCAAUGUGCACAACGGCAUGAUAGCAAAAAUGAUCCUCAUAUCACACUUACUGGUUCCGUCUCAUCAGUUACAAUAUUUACCCCAAAGUAA
This is a messenger RNA of Diversispora eburnea, 651 nucleotides long. NCBI's taxonomy places the organism in Eukaryota, Fungi, Glomeromycota, Glomeromycetes, Diversisporales, Diversisporaceae. The record is from the annotation of a GenBank genome assembly.